GCCGCCCCGCCCCGCCCCGUCCCGUCCGCCCGGACUUUACCUCCCGACCGGGCCCGCGUCGUUCCGGGCCAUGUGAACCGCGGGGCCGGGCCGCGGGGCCGCCGACCGGCAGCGGGAUGGAGCGCAGGAAGGUCUUCGUGGUGCUCGACGUGCUCUGCCUGGCCGUCGCGUCUCUGCCCUUCGUCAUCCUGACGCUGGUGAACUCCCCCUACAAGCGGGGCUUCUACUGCAACGAUGACUCCAUCCGCUACCCCUACAAGGCGGACACCAUCACCCACGGCCUCAUGGCUGGGGUGACCAUCACCUGCACCGUUGUCAUUAUCUCAUCGGGGGAGGCGUAUCUGGUCUACACGGAACGCCUCUACUCCAAGUCAGAGUUCAACAACUACCUGGCCGCCCUCUACAAGGUGGUGGGGACCUUCCUCUUCGGUGGGGCCAUCAGCCAGUCCCUGACAGACCUGGCCAAAUACAUGAUCGGCCGUCUCCGGCCAAACUUCCUGGCUGUCUGCAAUCCCGACUGGUCCAAGGUGAACUGCUCCAUCUACGUGCAGCUGGAGAACGUCUGCCGGGGUGACAGCGGGAACGUCACCGAGUCUAGACUGUCAUUCUAUUCCGGACACUCCUCCUUCGGGAUGUACUGCAUGAUGUUCCUGGCGCUCUACGUGCAAGCCCGGCUGGUGGGGAAGUGGGCCCGGCUGCUGCGUCCCACCAUCCAGUUCUUCCUCAUCGCCUUCGCCAUCUACGUGGGCUACACCCGGGUGUCCGACUACAAGCACCACUGGAGCGACGUGCUGGCGGGGCUGCUCCAAGGGGCUCUCAUUGCCGUCCUCAUCGUCCGUUACGUCUCUGACUUCUUCAAGCAGCGUCCCCCGCGGCAGUGCGACGAGAAGGACCCCGAGCGCAAGCCCAGCCUGCCGCUCACCAUGAGCGACCCCGACCGCAAUCACUACAGCUACCGGGGCGCCCCGUGAGCCGCGCGCGGCCACGCGCCGGACUGCACCACCUGCCCCUCGCCGCGCACCGCUCCUGCUGCGGGGGGACGGGGACCCCGGCUCCGUCUUCACCGUCGGCUCCACGUGCCUCCGGUUGCUGCAGGUACGUGCGGGGCGGCCCUGCACCCCCGGCUCCCCGCGGUGCCUCGGUGCUGGCCGGUGCCCGGCGAUCCCAGCGCCCUGCCCGCGGGAAGGGGGAGGUCCUCGGUCCCCUGUGCGUCUGAGUCACGCUCCAAGGCUGCCGUCCCAGCCCUCCGCACGAAGGGAAGGGAGGGGAGGGUGGCACGUGGGGGUGGAUUUAUCAGGCUGGCAAACCGCGCCGAGCAAAGAGCAAACUCGUCGGGAAGUCUGAGGUUGCCUGUGCCGAGUGCGUGUUAUCCCUGUCAAAUUAUCCGGCCUUACGAGUACAAAUCCUCGCGAGCACAGGGGGGAGGAGGACAGCUGCUGGGCUAGCAAUACUUUUUUUGGAAAGGAUUAAAGCGAUCCAGGGCUCUUCUCUGUUCCCUCCUUACCUUGAAAAGCAGUCUUGGCUGCCAGCAGCCCGUGCGAGCGAAGGGGCCACGGCCGGGCUUUUCUCCGGUGGUGCCCCAUGCUGGAAGCCAAGGGCUUGGUGUGCCCGUCUGCUUCGCGCCUGGCCUGGGGCGAGGGGGAUGCUUCAGCCUUUGUCUCUCCUGCGGCUUCAGCUGAUGCUUUAGGGGGUGCUGGGGGUGGGCAGGGAGGGUGUAGGGGAGAAGCUUUCUGUGGUAAAGGAAAAUAAAUGGGGAUGUGGAGCUGGACACAGGACUCCGAACUCCGUGGGAAGGUGAGGAACGGGCCACAGAGCCAUCCCAUCGCUGACACGCAGCCGCCUCCGGCGCCGGAGCGCUGUGGGCCUCUUCUUAAACUACACGCGUUUUGAUUAUGAUAUGUUUUUAUAAUUUUUUUUUUUUUUAAAUUAGAUCAUCC
This is a messenger RNA of Chroicocephalus ridibundus (black-headed gull), 1937 nucleotides long. RefSeq names its product phospholipid phosphatase 2 (gene PLPP2). Gene Ontology annotation, molecular function: phosphatidate phosphatase activity. Gene Ontology annotation, biological process: signal transduction; phospholipid dephosphorylation; phospholipid metabolic process. The transcript is spliced from 6 exons. Gene Ontology annotation, cellular component: plasma membrane. Lineage: Eukaryota; Metazoa; Chordata; Aves; Charadriiformes; Laridae. The coding region runs from base 117 to 971 and encodes 284 amino acids. The record is from RefSeq and is a predicted model, not a curated record.